Molecule: messenger RNA, 1282 nt
Organism: Dimorphilus gyrociliatus
Lineage: Eukaryota; Metazoa; Annelida; Polychaeta; Dinophilidae
Source: the annotation of a GenBank genome assembly
AAUGCGCAUGCGUUGCCACGUUGUCGGCCAUAUUGUUGCAGACGGUCGUCAACCGAUAUUUAGAAAUUGCUUUUCUACUCUUUUAUCAUAAUUAAUGGGUGGUUCUCAGAGUUCACCUGUUCCUGGUGGAGGAACAGAAGGUUAUCAUGUUCUCCGUGUCCAAGAAGGAUCUCCUGGUCAUAAAGCCGGUCUAGAGGCCUUUUUCGACUUUAUCGUAGCUAUCGGAAAUCACCGAUUAAAUCAAGAUAAUGAUUCACUACGGGAGCUAUUGAAAAAUAAUGUUGACAAACCGGUUAAAUUACUAGUUUAUAAUAGCAAAAUACGGAGUUGUCGAGAAUUAGAUUUAAUACCUUCUCAUAGUUGGGGUGGUCAAGGUUUACUCGGCGUAAGCAUAAGGUUCUGUUCAUUUGAGGGAGCAAAUGAAAAUGUUUGGCAUAUUUUAGAAGUUCAACCAAAUUCUCCAGCAAGUGCUGCAGGACUAAAGUCAUUUACGGAUUACAUUAUUGGUGCAGAUACCAUACUCCACGAGUCAGAAGACCUGUUUACUCUGAUUGAAAAUCAUGAGGGUAAACCCUUGAAACUUUAUGUUUAUAAUACUGAAAGCGAUUGCUGUCGAGAAAUUACUAUAACACCAAAUGGAGCUUGGGGUGGAGAAGGGUGUUUAGGCUGUGGAAUUGGCUACGGUUAUUUGCAUAGAAUCCCAAAAAGUGAGGAUAGCAAGCCAAAUAUUUUACCAAGUGGAAUUGAAAGUUCAAUGCCCCCACCACCCGUCUUAAAAGAUGGUUUUGCAAAUGUUCCAUUAGACUUGGCAACUGAAACAAAAGCCUCUGAAAUUGUGAAUACUAUCAUUGCUACUACUAAUUCAACUGCUUUAUCUCCAACUACUAUGACUACAGUAAGUUCGAGCUUACCGCCUCCAUUGGCUCCAACAAUUCCAACUGUUAUGCCAGACUUAUCGGAUUCAUUAAGAACGAAUCAACCGAAUGUCACUAGUUCUCCAGCGACUCUACCUGAUUUUAGUCAAGUAGUACCAUCACCUCUUCCUGUUGGUGUUCCAGGUGUAUCUCCGACGACUAAUUUUCCCACAGCAGUUACAAUACCAUCUACCUUAGCUCCUGGUGCUGGUACUCUUUCAUUGCCAGCAGGAAUGCCGCCAAUAGAACCAGUAGAUGUCGCAUCGCUUGCGGCUCAGGUAUCAAACACUCAGAUAUCUCCAUUAAACGAACCGAAGACAGCACUAAAUGAAAUUAGUUCUACUCCUGUUAAAGCAGAAGGAAGUUAA